This is a messenger RNA of Fraxinus pennsylvanica, 618 nucleotides long. The record is from the annotation of a GenBank genome assembly. NCBI's taxonomy places the organism in Eukaryota, Viridiplantae, Streptophyta, Magnoliopsida, Lamiales, Oleaceae.
AUGAAAGAUGUGUGGCUUACUAAUAGUUCAGAACUCAAGUCACAGAGCCUAAUUGCAUCAGACGUGUUCGUGUGCGAGAAAUGGAGAGAGAUGGACCUGGAUGAGGUUGAUCCUCCGCUCCGACCGCGAGUCCGAGACGCCGCUCCGACCGCCACUGCCCUGCAUUUUGCUGCUGCAAAGAUGGUGGAAACCCUUUUUGAAGAUAUAUUUCGAGUUGAAGGACUGAAUCCAGAUGGUAAAAAAUUUGAUAAAGUGACUCGAAUAACGGCGAAGAGUGAUCAGUUUGACAUGUCCAUGGUCCUUGAUAUCAACUCGGACAUCUAUCCUAUGCAUGUCGGAGAGAAAUUCAUGAUGGUAUUAGCAUCCACUCUGAACUUGGAUGGAACGCCAGACAGUGGUUAUUUCAAUCCGGGUAACAGGAAAUCACUCGCAGACAAAUUUGACUAUGUCAUGCAAGGGAAACUGUACAGAAUCUCAGAGGAAAGCUCACACAAACAAGUUAAAGCGGACAUGUAUGUUUCUUUUGGUGGACUUCUUAUGUUGCUUAAAGGGGACCCUUCAAUUGCAGCAAGAUUCGAGCUCGACCAAAGGCUGUUUAUUCUCAUAAGGAAGGUUUGA